Striga asiatica is the source of this 1044-nucleotide messenger RNA. Lineage: Eukaryota; Viridiplantae; Streptophyta; Magnoliopsida; Lamiales; Orobanchaceae. The record is from the annotation of a GenBank genome assembly.
UUUCUAUUAAAAAGAAUAGUAUAUUCCAGGAUAUUUGAGACAGUUAUUUUGCCCUUUUACAAAUCUAGGUCAAUUUCAAUCUGAUUGAUGAACGAUUGCCGACCUGCCUUUUCUUUUUCAUUUUCCAAAGUUUUAAGAAGUGACGAGCGAGUUUAACUUCUGGUGUAUUUUUCGUUCCCGAAAAUGAAGUUCCGGAAUCUGUACGCUAUGAACUUUUUGCAGUAUUCAGCUUUUCGGGUCAUACAACUUGAAACCAGCAGCCACCUAGAGAAGAACAUAGAAAGAAUCCCAUCUGCCAAAACAGGACCCUACCAAGACCACCGACUCUUUAUUAAACUUCUUGGGCCCAAACUCUCGACCCGACUAGCGUUCGCCAGCCUGGCGUCGUUUACGCCUAGCGAACGAGACCCAAUUCUUGAGGCACUGCCUUGGUAUACCGACCUCUGCGCACACCUCAUCGAUUUCCUCCGCCUCGCUUUCUGCUCGCUUAAAUCUCCUGUGGCCCGCGGGCCCCUCCUCCCGGAUCUGAGGUUCAUGAGAGGGCAGAUCGAGGAUUUCGGGCUCUGGGGCCCGGCGGGCCGGGUUUUGCUGUGGGGCCCGGGCCCGAAGUUGACCUCCACCCUCUUGUGGAAGUUGAGGUGGCAGCCACAGGUGGCACACUUUUUGAAGCUUGGGCUCCCGUUCGGGCCGCCAGGCUGGAAAAGGGCACACCCGUCGAGAAUGUAUUCUCCGAGGGCUGCCGCGUGGUUGUGCACGCACUCCCGGUGCAUGAUGGCCACAAGUUCAAGCCGUGAACCGUUGGCACUGUUGCCUCCGCUUUUUUUGCAGCCUCUCAUGAUAAGUCACCUUUGCAUGCAGAAUGUAUUUGCAGCGAAUAUGCUAGUGUCUCCUAGCGUCAUCCUCAGUACUUGUGAUGAUCAUGGCAUGGAGCCCAUCAGCAAAUUCCCGUGCAAAAUUAAUUCUUGUAAAACGGACAACAUCUUCAACUCUGGUCUGAUAAUACCCUUGAAUGAUAUCCCUGAAGUAUUUAGCUUCGAAUCAUGA